AUGGCCUCUGAGUUGGAGCUUGCCUGCAUCUACCCGGCCCUCAUCCUGCUGAUGGACGAUGAGGUGAUGGUCAUGGAGGAUAAAAUCAACGCUCUCAUUAAAGCAGCCGGUGUAAAUGUUGAACCUUUCUGGCCAGGCUUGUUCGCAAAGGCCCUGGCCAAUGUCAACAUCAGCAGCCUCAUAUGCAGUGUAGGAGCUGGUGGACCCGCCCCAGGAGCUAGUGCUGGACCAGCAGGAGGUCCUGCCCCCUCCACCACUGCCGCCCCAGCUGAGGAGAAGAAAGUGGAAGCCAAGAAAGAAGAAUUGAGGAGUCUGAUGAUGACAUGGGCUUUGGUCUUUUUGACUAAACCUCUUGUAACAUGUUCAAUAAAAAGCUGA
Molecule: messenger RNA, 378 nt
Organism: Equus quagga
Lineage: Eukaryota; Metazoa; Chordata; Mammalia; Perissodactyla; Equidae
Product: 60S acidic ribosomal protein P1-like
Exons: 1
Coding region: 1-378 (125 amino acids)
Biological process (GO): cytoplasmic translation
Cellular component (GO): cytosolic large ribosomal subunit
Molecular function (GO): ribonucleoprotein complex binding; structural constituent of ribosome; protein kinase activator activity
Source: RefSeq, a predicted model, not a curated record